UCAAUAGGCAUCCCUCAUCUAGGUAACUACUUUGGUGCUUUAAAAAGCUGGUCUUCACUCCAAGAACGGUUUCAUAAGAAUUAUUUUUGUGUCGUCGAUCUCCAUGCUUUAACGGUUCUUAGGACACCAGGGGCUCUUUUAGAGAAUAUAAAAACCAUGAUAGUCUCUCUUUUGGCUUGUGGUAUAGAUCCUCAAAAAAGUGUAAUUUUUCAGCAGUCCAUGGUGCCUCAUCACUGUGAACUGUUGUGGAUUUUAUGUUGCUUUACUUCCUUGUCUUCCCUAAAAAGGAUGACUCAAUUUAAGGCACAACAUAUUGUUUAUUCGAUUACUUUAAAAUCGACUCGCGUUCCGGUGGGAGACGACCAGCGGCAACAUAUCGAAUUUGCGCGUGACUUGGCCAUUUCCGUUAACUACACGUUUUCUCAGAAACUAUUUUCCGUUCCAGAAGGCCUUUAUGGAUCCAUCCCAAGGCUUAGAGACCUGAGAAAUCCUGCUGUUAAAAUGAGCAAAACUGCUCCUUCUUCUAACGGAUGCAUUAAUUUAACGGACUCUGACGACGAGAUUUCCGCAAAAAUAAGAAUGUCCUUUACCGACUGCGAGCCACUGCUUACCUAUGACCUCGUACGACGGCCAGGCGUCGCUAAUUUGAUUAACAUUUACUCUGCAUGCACAGGUAAAUCCCCUUCAGUUGUCUGUGAGGAAUUUCGAGAUUCAUCCAUGAGAGAGUUUAAAGAGGCCGUUGUAGAGGCGGUCAUACACGAAGUUGCACCCAUAAGAAAGCAAAUUGGUUUGCUUAAAGGAGAGGAGGACUACAUCCGUAAAGUUCUUGAAAUGGGGCGACUCCGUGCGGAAGUUGCCGCCUGUCAAACUGUUACUCGAGUAAAAAAAGUUAUGGGGCUUCUUGAACUAUAA
Molecule: messenger RNA, 912 nt
Organism: Zophobas morio
Lineage: Eukaryota; Metazoa; Arthropoda; Insecta; Coleoptera; Tenebrionidae
Product: tryptophan--tRNA ligase, mitochondrial-like
Exons: 9
Biological process (GO): mitochondrial tryptophanyl-tRNA aminoacylation
Cellular component (GO): mitochondrial matrix; mitochondrion
Molecular function (GO): ATP binding; tryptophan-tRNA ligase activity
Source: RefSeq, a predicted model, not a curated record